Xyrichtys novacula (pearly razorfish) is the source of this 7918-nucleotide messenger RNA. NCBI's taxonomy places the organism in Eukaryota, Metazoa, Chordata, Actinopteri, Labriformes, Labridae. The record is from the annotation of a GenBank genome assembly.
AUGGAGUCCACGCCCGGACAGCUUCGAGACGCGGGACGAGACGCCAGCUCAUCCCCGAGUUCAAAGCAGGACGCGCAAAGCUUCUCCAGCCCGAGCCCCCUCAGACCCAACCAGGUGAGCGAGACCUCCCUGUACGGGGUGCCCAUCGUAUGCCUGGUCAUAGACGGCAAGGAGCGACUGUGCCUGGCGCAGAUUUCUAACACCCUGCUGAAGAACUACAGCUACAACGAGAUCCACAACCGCCGGGUCGCUUUGGGCAUCACCUGUGUGCAGUGCACCCCCGUGCAGCUGGAGCUCCUGCGGCGUGCGGGGGCCAUGCCCAUAUCCUCCAGGCGGUGCGGGAUGAUCACCAAGCGGGAGGCCGAGAGACUCUGCAAGUCCUUCCUGGGGGCACACUCUCCCCCCAAGCUUCCAGAAAAUUUUGCAUUUGAUGUUACUCAUGAGUGCGCGUGGGGUUGCAGGGGCAGCUUCAUCCCCGCCAGAUACAACAGCUCCAGAGCGAAGUGCAUCAAAUGCAGUUUCUGCAACAUGUAUUUCUCCCCAAAUAAAUUCAUUUUCCACUCACACCGCACGACAGAGUCCAAGUACCUGCAGCCGGACGCGGCAAACUUCAACUCGUGGAGACGCCACCUGAAACUGACGGACAAAAAGUCAGAGGAAAUUAACCACGCGUGGGAGGAUGUAAAGGCCAUGUUCAAUGGAGGGAGCAGAAAGAGGACUCUGCCCAUGAACGGCUCGGGAAUGUCCUCUUCGAUGAAAUCUCAGGCCUCAUCCAGUCUGGCCCAACGCACUUCCCCUGAGAUCCCCCACAAAACUCUACGCUGUGACAGCGAUCAGGGGAGUAAUAACCUGAGUCUGACCAGCGGUGCGCGGACCUACCCAGUCAUCCCAGUGCCCAGCAAGAGCUUUGGCAUGCUUCAGAAAAUCCCCCCGCCUCUGUUUCCUCACCACCCCUAUGGCUUCCCGAGCUACAGUCUGUGUCAGAAGAAGAGCGACGGGGUUCCUGACGCCAGUAAAACCAACGUGUCUGGAGUGUUUUGGCCUGGCGCGAAGGACAGCCUCUACCCAGCGUUCCCCAUGUUCUGGCCUACAGCUGGAGGCCUUCCCAUGCCCCCGUACCCCGGAUCCCCACCGAAACCUCCUCCUGAGCUUCCAAGCGUCCGGCAAAGCGAGCUCGACUUAUCUGACCAAAGCGACCGUGGCGCACACACACCCAAAGAGUCCAAUCAUCACCCUCUCCUCCAGCAGGAAGCAGGAGAGCGCUGCCCCAGCUCCCAGUCCUCCUCCACCCGAAACGACGAAGACAAGUCUGGAGACGAGACCUCCCAGAGGAAAAUCAGCUACAUCUCGGCCUUCAGACCCGUGGUUAAAGACGCGGAGACCAUCGCCAAACUUUACGGCAACCGAGACAGCUACGGCGCGCGUCCUGCUGGCUACCUGUCCCCGGAUUUCAUCAGUGAGGGCUCCAGUUACAGAUCCAUCUCACCGGACAGAGACAGCGUGGUUGACGAAGAAGACGACGACCCAGACGUGGAUGUGGAGUCAAAUCGAGGGCAGGACGAGGACGAACCCAUCCAGAUCUCGCCGGGAGGAGAGCAUCGUGGCUCCCCUGUGCCGGACCGAGUCUCCUCUGGUGCUGAGGACAGUCAGGAGCGGUCUGAGGCAUCCAGCCCCGGAACAGCGGCGGUGGCAUCACCGGAGGACUCUGUGCGCACCGGGUCAUCGGAGGAAGAUCGGCGGAUGCGUAAUGGCUCUCCUCUUCAUGAGGUAAGAUCAGAUUAAAUGAAACUUUAAUGAUCCCCGCGGGGAGGGAGGCUGGAUUGUUGUAGAAGUGGAGAGAUUUAUGAGAGUUUGUCGAAGAGAGGAGGUCAAUAAGGUGUCAUCAUCAGGAUCAAUUGACACAGAUUUUAAAAAUCAGGAUGGUCAUAUUUUCGUAAGAUUAGGAAAAAAUGUAUAAAUUGUGAUGGAACUUUGGAGAAACUAUCCUGUCCAAAUGGGGUAAAAAUAAUCACAAUCAGAUUCAUACUUUGAUGGGAUGUCUGACUCUCUGUUUCCAGGGUGAUCAGUUAUUUGUCUCCUAUCAAAAUGCUCAUUUCCACGGAUCUGUUUAAUUCUCAGACAGUAAAUUACUAAAUUAAUGUCUCAUAAGGGUGUCGUGUUACCAUCCUCACAGUAUAUCUGGCUGCUGGUUUUUGCAUCACAAGAAGGCCUCACUCGGGUGAAGAACAGCACUUAAUGGUUGAUCAUUUCUGUGCGUUAUUAUCAAACACGUGCGCGCUCUUUCUUUUACAGGUGUAUGCUCCUGGAAAGGACGGCCACGUGCUCCUCAACGAGCCACCAUCAUUUGGAUCCAAACAAUCGAGCAGCCCUCAUAGAUCCAACGGUAAUUAUUACACCAAUUCAUGUUUUUUCAUGGAAAUUUUUUCGCCUUUUUUUUUCUCUGACAAUCUGUGUCCCCUCUUUUUUUUUUUUUUUUUUUGCUCAGGUGUUCAUCACGUGUCUGACUCACACAACCACCGAAACACAGCAUCUUUCCAGGAGCAGAAAGACAGACAAGGUUUUUAAUCAUUCAGUUUAUUAUUAAUUCAAUUAUCCCUAAUAUUUUAAUCAUUUGUUUAAAUUUAGAUCAGCAUCCUGGAGUGAUAAUUAUAAUAUUUGCAACACGAUUGCUCUUUUAAAAAAUGACAAGUUUUGAUGUUUUUGUGCAGCCGAUGGAGCUUUACGCAUCGACAUCAGCGUGCACGAGAGAGACCUGGAGAACAUGGCCAAAGGUGAGAGACUGUUUUCAGAAUCAAAAGAGAGAGAAAAUGAAGCAGGUGACUUAAUAUCAUAUUAAAAUAAUCCUGUCUAUGUUACACGUUCAGUUCCCAUCUUCCAAUCCAAGAACGCAGCAGCUGAGCUGGUCUGGUCAUCACAUUUAAUUAACACUAAUACUUAUUUUUAAUGUGGGAAAUUGAAUUUAAUUACCUGAGCUAAUUAUUUGCUAAUGAGAUUUAAUUUUAGUAUUUUAUAAAAACCAAUCCCAGCUCUGCAGUUUAAUCAGUGAAACAAGAAUGUGUGUUAUGUUAAUGUCAAACAUUGGAUUCGGCUCAUUUUUACGCGCAGAUAAACGCCUGUGGCCUGCUAACGAUGACGUGCCAAAACCGUAAUGUGAAUUUACAUUUUAGUGGGCCUAAAGUGUUUCCAUAGUUGUUAAACCACUUAAUCACGAGAUGUGGGAGUUUUGACUUAUUAUUGUAGGAGGAAAUCGUUUAGAGGCUAUUAAUAUUUUAACGAACAGAGCCAUAACCCCGAGGCACGGCAGCUAAUUAUUUUACAACGCUUGGAAAAACCCCGGGACUCCAUUAUUAUCGUCUCAGGCUCCAGGCAGUGCGCGGCAAUUACUGUGGCAGCGAGCACAGCAAAGCACACACAGGACUUGCUGCCGAGGACGUGAACGCACCUUUAUUGGGCUCACAUAAAUCUUUAUGUGCACAGAUUCAGAAUAUAUCUUGUAAAGUGGGAUAUAAAUGAUAUGAGGGAGAUUUUUUUCGAUGAUUUGUGAGGAUAUUUGUGUUGAUUUUGUGAGUUAUUUGCUUGAUGGUGCAGGAUCAUGUCUUUACGCACAGCCUUAGAUGCACUGUGGUUUUAGUACGAGGGAUGUGCAAGUGUACAGACAUUUGGUUUCAUAUGAUUAAUAAUACACCUGACUUAUUUUGUCUUUUUGCAGAGGAGUUGCAGAAGCAGCUCGUGGAGCAGGUGGAGCUGAGGAAAAAGUUGGAGAGAGAAUUUCAGCAUUUGAAAGGUAGGACAAAAAGUGAGUCUGAUUGCAGGCACUAUAUUGUGGGAUAUUUGGAUCUUUAUGAGUCAUUUUGUCCUUAAAGUCGUGGAGUGUUUCUUUCAAAUUUACUCCCUCAAUGUCAGAGAGUUUCCAUCUGAUGUGGCCUUCGGUACUCUUCAGAUAAUUUUCAGGAUCAAAUGAAGCGUGAGCUGUCCUACAGAGAGGAAAUGGUCCAGCAGCUGCAGAUUGUUCGAGGUUGGUCUUCCUCUCUCUUUAUUUUGUGCUUCAUACACUAUGAAUGUAAAGCAGAUGUAGAUCAAUGCUCUUUAAGUUUAUGUAGAAAAAAAACGGAGCCAUAAUAGAGCAUUAAAGCCACAUGAAUCAAACAGAAUCAGGACAAUACAAAAGAAAUGAAAAGUGACACUUGCAUAUUCAAAUAUCCAGGAUAUGUUUGCAGCCUUUUCCUGUAAACUCCUUUUUUUUUCCUCCUGCUGUUUGGUUAAUUAUUAGAUAUCAAACGAUGAAACUGAAACCAUGUUGAUUUGCUUGCAAAGGUUAUUUUUUUUAUCAAAUCAUGCUCUGGAAAAUAGAAAAGACAGACCAUUAUGUGGUGCUGUAUCAGUUACAUGCAGUAGACAGCAACUAAAGCCAGCCUUAAAGGAUUGGGUUCAUGUUACACUAGUUUAAAUACAGGGUUCAAGUACACACAGGGGUCACUCUAAAUACCAUAGGGGGCAAACGUCACACGUUACACUCCUUCAAUCCACUACACUACACAGCAACUUCAAUAUACUCUUUCAAAUUUUGACCAAUUUUUUCAUACUUUAUUCUUAUUAUUUUUGGAUAGACACUUUGUGCAGCGAGUUGGACCAAGAGAGAAAGGCUCGUUAUGCAAUACAGCAGAAGCUAAAAGGUAAUUUUAUCUGGUCCGAGAGAGGAACAUGAAUGCACAAACACAAAUAUGCAAGUGCUACUUUUUUUUAUUAAACACCUCCUGUGAUGGAUAUCCGCUGGACACCAUUAAAGGAAUGGUUCGCAUAUUUUGUCUGUCUUAAAACAAUCCUCACAUAAGCAUUUGUACAGUUCAAGUGCUGUUGGUCACUGUUAAUGUUCUUCUUGUUCCUUAUUGUUUUAUUUGAAAACCAUUUUCAUUGUAAAAAAAAAAAAAAAGUCUCAGUUCUGUGCAAAAAGGGAAAACUUUUAUUAAAAGCUAAAAGUAAGUCAAAUCAAGUAUUACUCUUUUGAAGUCAUGGUCCAUUUAGUGGAAAGUUAGUGAAAAUUACUCUUAAGGAUAAAGAUCUGUCUACUCUUACUUCAGACAGGCUGACAACUUUUUAGAGAAAAAAAUACUUGUCAAUAAAAUCAAGAUGCAACAUGGUGUAAUGGAAACAAACUAAGUAAAUUAAUCAUGACGUAAAUGAAGCAUGUGACUAAAACACACUGAGGAGACUAAAAAUAGACUCGGAGAUCAAAACAUGUGCGUGGUGUGAUGCAGACAGUCAUUUUCCUCAGAUUAACUCAUAAAACAAAUAUAAACAUCAUUUCUGCAUCCUGUUCACCGCAGUUUAGGAAGCAGCUUUUUAAUCAUCAUCCGGUUGCACCCACAUCUCCUGUAAACGUUCAGCUGCUUCACACCAGAGAAUAACGUCAUUGGACUUUUCAAUGAUUUCUCAAAGGUAGAAAACGGAUGUUUAUCUGAGCAAAUUUCCUUAGGUUUGGAUAAAUUUAUGGCUACAUUUGGAUGAUUUUGUUGUGUUUUUGUGAGGAGUGUUCAGCUGAGUAUGAAACAGGCUGGCAUUAUUACUGAUGCCUGAAUUUGAGCUAAAUAACAAACAGAACAAGGAGCAAUGAAACUGAUUUUUACUAUACAGUCAUUUUUUGGGGCUGCUGCUGCUGCACAGAUGUCAGAUAUACAGUACAGUGAGUGGUAUAUUUGACUACAUCUAAAAGAAAGCAGGAUUAAACCCCAAACAGAAAUCUAGACUCCAUGACUUUAAAAUGAGAAUGAAGAGAAGUGAUGGUUGACUGCGCUCGUAUUUUUGAGUCCUGCCGUUUGUCGUAUUCAGGCUUUCUGGAAAAAAAGGAAGUAACAACACAAAACAAUUUAGAUUUCACCAUCAGUACAAGUUUCACUUUGCUUCAUCUUGGAUGAAUCCCUGAUAGACUGAGUGAACAUGCCUACCUCCUAAAGAUUUUGCAGGUGUCAAGCAAUUAGAGCAUCACUAAAUGUUGGCCUGAAAAAUACUGCUCUGCUGCUGGCCUCUUAAGUAUUGUUGAGCAAGCACAUCUUACAGAGCAAAUGACCUAUUCCAUGCAGCUUUAAGAAGACUUAAGUGGGAACUAAGUGGGAAAAUGUGGAGGAUUUAAGCGAGUGAAAAAGAUUUUUUUAGGUGCAAUUUCACAAUUUUGAAUAAGGCAAAUUCUAUCUUUGUGUGCUGACCGUCCCAUUAUCUCAUGUCAUUUGUCCUUUUGUGUUCAGUCUUCUCUGUCUGCUUAAUUCAUGCCGUAUUUUUGCCUUUCUAAAAAGAAAUCAGGAUGAGAUUUUUUUUUUGUUUAAAUCACCACUUUAGCAUGUUCAAGGAAACAAAUCAGCAAAGACACAAAAGAUAGAAUUUUGUCCACAUGAGGUGCCAAAGUCAACACAAACAGAAAGUCCCUUACAGGAGCUUUAAAAAGCAUUCAAAGCUGUCCAGUGAGUGAGUGAAUUAAUUAAGUAAAACUCAAAUUAGUCUCAGUUGAAUUAAGUAAGGACUCUAGAUCACAAACAUCCAGAUCAUGUUUUAAGGCAGAUCUCGUUAUGGACUGGAGGAACUGCGGCACCAAAACCCUCCUCAGUGUUCAUAUCAACAUUUGUGUGUAGUUUAAAGACAGACAUGAAAAAAUGUGAACUCAUCCUUUAAAAUACUCGUACAAAAAGCAAAAGAAGCAAAGACCUUCAUAUUUUGAGAGAGUUUUUGGUGUUUGUGUUUGUGUGCACGUUCUCACUGAUGGACUUGUUCCCCCCAGAAGCUCACGACGCCCUUCACCACUUCUCCUGUAAGAUGCUCACACCUCGUCAGUGUACCGGAGCCUGCACCUUCAAACCCCCGCUGCUGCCCCCAUAAUACUCGGCACCGCCCUCAUCUGACCCCAGCACAGCCAAAAGAGAAAAAGUACACUCCUCACCCCACACUCUCACACACACAGUUCCUGUUUUUCUAUCCUGCUGUAUAGGGUCACGUCUGAUUUUAGCACUUGAGUGAACUGGCAGUGACUUGACCUGCUGCAAAAUAAAAAAACAACAACAAAACAAAAACUCUUGACUAAAAGAAAUCACUUAUUUAUUUAAAAAGUCAUUUUACGUUGUGAUUCAGAGGGUUGUUGUUCUGAGUCUCUCUAAAUCAAAGUCGUCUGCUCUUUAGCUUCUCUGAAAGAAAAAAAACUACACUAUAUACAUACAUAUAUAUAUCAUGUGACGAUGUGCAAUGGCUUGUAUUAUUGUGACAUUCAGUUGAAAAGCAUCUCAUUGUUUUUAGCUUUUGUUGCUUGUUAGAAAAUCUUGAGUUGGUACAUGUUUUUCUCAUUUAUCCGUCUUUGCUUUCAAUGAUGAUUUAGAUUGUUUGCAAAACUGUUCAUGACCUAAGCACUUUAAAUGGGCAACUUUUCUGAAUUUGAACAUGCCGUCCUAUACCAAAUUCUUUCAUUGAAAUAUAAGGAUCUUUAUGUUUAAUAAAGCACAUUAUUACAAGCACUUACAUCCACAGCUGUUCAGGUUUGAUGUCCUACACUGAAGGAUUUACUUUCAACUCGUCCUUAAAAAUGCUCUUGAGCAGUUUAUAGAUUUCAUGUACAGUUUAAACUGAAUAUUUUAUCACAAACUCAACCCUUUGGUUUUUCUGUUUAUUUAUUUAUUUUUUAACAUUUAGAUAAUCUGUGAGUUGUAACAGAUAAAACCAAAACUUUUCUUGUCAUCUGAUGAUCUUUUUAUUAAACAUGAAGCUCACACUGUCUGAAAUGAUUCACAAAUCAUGACGCUGCAUUUGGUUUGUAAGUAGAAAUCACAAAGAGCAGCUUUAAAAUAAAAAAAAAUUAAAUCCUGGUUUCUGACACAAUCCACCCUUAAGUUUCUCAUUUAUGUAUGUACCCAUGUCAAAUAUUAAUAAAACGUGAAAGCCUCUU